Messenger RNA from Lottia gigantea (owl limpet), 429 nucleotides. RefSeq lists its product as hypothetical. Bases 1 to 429 code for a protein of 142 amino acids. The record is from RefSeq and is a predicted model, not a curated record. NCBI's taxonomy places the organism in Eukaryota, Metazoa, Mollusca, Gastropoda, Lottiidae. The transcript has a single exon.
AUGAAACCAGAAACUUUAGUAAAAGGAAUAAUAGAAGCUAUCGAUACGGAAUCAUCAACUACAAUAACAUACAAUGGUAAAAAGAUUAAAAUAUCUGAAAAAAAUAUCGAUAAAUAUAAACACUGUAAAGUCCUUGGUGAUAUAGAUUUGGAAAGAAUUGACAAGAGUGUAAAGGAAGGUGGAUUUUUACCUUUCCUACCUUUGAUAUUUGCUGGCCUGGCCGCAGCAGGAGCAACUGGUGGUGGGGCUGCUGGGAUAACACAAGCCAUCAACGCCAAAAAAGCAGCUGAUGCUGAAAAAAGUGAAAAACGUAGACAUAAUAUAGAAAUGGAAAAGAUAGCACAAGGUUCGGGAGUAGCAGAUUUAUUAGGGACAGUUAAAGAAUUUGGAAAUCGAUUUAGUGAAGAAACCAAGAAAACUGUUACAUAG